This is a messenger RNA of Alosa alosa (allis shad), 1996 nucleotides long. Its product is annotated as cytoglobin-1-like. Gene Ontology annotation, molecular function: heme binding; oxygen binding. Lineage: Eukaryota; Metazoa; Chordata; Actinopteri; Clupeiformes; Clupeidae. The coding region runs from base 197 to 793 and encodes 198 amino acids. The record is from RefSeq and is a predicted model, not a curated record. The transcript is spliced from 5 exons.
AACCCCUCCUGUGGCACUCGCUAGCACUACCAUGGUCCCCGUAGCGCACACAAUACGGCAAAUUUAUCAUGACUGUCGCGGGCGCAACUAAAAACACCGAAGAUGCCCGUGGCUGAAUAUCUGAAUCGUUAGACAACAGCAAAGCGUCAGUCUUUGUUCUAUCCAUUUUUUUUUUAUUUUUUAAAUUAGUUUCACCAUGGGCUGUCCAAUUUCAACACUUGCCUCCAAGCCAGCUGUGGACACUUCGGAGGAGAUAGCUUUGGUGAACCUUACGGACAGUCAGAAGGAAAUAAUAAAGGAGUCGUGGAGUAGCAUUCAGCGGGACAUAACCCGAGCAGGCAUCAUCCUGUUCGUCAGAUUGUUCGAGAGCCACCCGGAAUGCAAAGAGGUGUUCUUUGAGUUCCGUGAGGUGGAUGAUGUCGAAAUGCUUCGCGUCAACAAAGAGCUGCGAGCCCACGGGUUGAGGGUGAUGUCCUUCAUUGAGAAGAGCGUGGCUCGACUUGAUGAACCUGAGCGAUUGGAGAAGCUGGCCUUUGAUCUGGGGAGAAAACACUACAACUACAGAGCCAUUCCCAAAUACUUCAUGUAUGUCAUGCCCGAGUUUAUCCGAGCCAUCCAGCCAAUACUGAAGGGCGACUUGACCCCGGAGUUGGAAGAUGCUUGGAAGGCACUCUUUCUGUACCUGACUGGGAUGAUGAGGCAGGGCUACCUGGAGGAGGAGAGGAGGAAGACUCAUGCAAGAGGCCCCCCCAGCAUCCCCUCAUCAUCUGUCAGGAGCCACCAUGCCAUCUGAAGACCCUCACACCACCACAGCACACACAGGCUAGAGCUACACCCAGCAUAGAGAGACCUGACUGGAGCCACCAUGCCAUCUGAAGACCCUCACACCACCUGAUGGUAGAUUCUAGCCGACAGACUAAACUGUAACUGACACCUACUGUAUGCAUCCAUCCAAUGAUGCAUCCAUCUCCAUUCAUGUCAGUGCUUAGAGCUUACAAAUGCUUACAACUCAAUCCACUACCUAUUGACUUCCACGCCCACAGAAAUUAUUAGAGGGUUGUGCUAACUGGUUAUCAAAUAUAGCUAAGACUGAAGCUCUUCAUUUGUCACCUCCACUGGUUUCACAAUGUCAUUACUCAACCAUAUGUCUUAAUGGGUGCAGUUAAUCAGGAUCAAAAUACACACAUACACACACACACAUCACACAACCAUUUUCACAAACCAACCAUUUUUUACCUCCAUUGCAUCUUAGCAGCUAAAGCUAACAGCUAAUCAGCAGAACCGCUCAAAUCAAUACCAUAUAUUCAUUACAAAACACUGACCAGUGAUACUAUAUAGUAAUGGUCCAAUGGUGAGUUAGACUUUUCCAAUACUGAACUGAACUCAUUAUGCCCAGGAUAUUUCACUAGGUUUCAUUUUGUAUUUUAUAUAUUUUUUAAAUACUUUUAUUUCCAUUCAGUUGUCUUAUUUAUCUGCAUUGUGUGGAUACAGAUGUACCGGUAGAUGAUGUACCCUGGUGGUGUGACACAUCUCAUAAAACCUCUUGUAAGUUGAUUUUUUUUGUGACUUGUGUAGAGUGAGUAGGCUAGUAGAUCAGCUCUUCUAUACUGAUGGUCCACACACAGUCUAUUUCACAGCAUUGAGACCAGUGCUUUUGUUCCUUCACUUAUCUUUUUCAUUUUAAUCCCUUGGCUACUGGCUGAUAUUUUGGCUGUCAAGUCAAUUGUGUAUUUUGGAAGUGCAGUACACUGAAAUGACGUCAAUUUUUUUCUCAAUCUUACACAACUAAAAAUGAAUGAAAUCCCACUCUAUGCUUUACCUUAGUUAUUCCAAUAUUAGAAUUUGCAGUGGUAUUGUAAGAAUCUUUGUUUUUAUUCAUAAAAAUUGGCAUUUAUGUCUUCAACAUAUGCCCUCAUAUUUUAUCCUUGACUGUGAUGUAACAGUUUGUAUCAAUAGUAUUUGUAUAGGUCUUAUAUAAAAGUGAAAUAAAUGUUUA